AUGAUAGUAAAAAGUGCAGCUCUGAUAACGAGGAAGAUUUCGAACUCCCUUGGCUACAUACUAUCACGCCAUAUUCAGUCGGAUUCAAACGCGAGCUACCUUCGGAAUCCAGGAUCUGAGCCACUUACAAUCGCAACUCUCGGUGAUGUACUUGCCGAGAGUGCCCAAAAGUACCCUGACAGAGUUGCUGUGCGAUCUUUACAUGAAGAUGUCACUCUUACAUACGAAGAAUUAUUAACACAAGCAGAUUCCUUAGGAUGCGCUCUAAGAGCAAAUGGUUUCGAGAAAGGUGACAGACUGGGCGUGUGGUCUCACAACAGCGCCGCUUGGAUUAUCGCGACGGUAGCGGCAGCCAGAGUAGGCGUUAUAUCUGUAUUCAUCAAUCCCGUUUACGAGAAAUCAGAGCUCAGUUUCUGUAUAAAGAAAACUAGCAUGAAAGGCCUCCUUAUUGGCAAUGAGAUCAAGAAUCGGAAUUAUUAUAAUAAAUUAAAACAUCUUAUACCAGAGAUUGAUAAGUCUAAAGCUGGUAGCUUAAAGUCCGAACUGUUUCCUACAUUGAACACAAUUAUUAGUGACGAAAAGGAGAAAUUAAGCGGUGUAUACCAGCUUAAUUCUCUCAUCGAUAACUAUAAAAAUAAACCGGAAAUAUCAAAGUACGGCAGUGAAAUAAAACCAGAUGACGGCAGCAUCGUUCACUUUACAUCGGGGACAACGGGGGACCCUAAAGCAGCUUUAGACUCUCAUCUAGGAGUUGUAAACAACACAUAUUUCGUGGGCAAAAGAAAUGGAUUCCACCAAGGACAUCAGAAGAUUUGUGUUCAGGUACCGCUGUUCCAUGCACUAGGAUCUGUAGUAACACUGUUGAGCGCCUUGAGACACGGUGCCACUCUGGUCCUUGCAGCUCCAACAUACGAUAUACCUGCUAACAUCAGCGCUAUGCUUUCUGAGAAAUGCACAGCAGUGACCGGCACCCCGACGAUGUACGUGGACAUAAUAACGCAGAUCCGAGACAAAGGCGACCUGCCGUUGAACCUCAGGAUGGCGCUGGCGGCCGGCGCGCCCUGCAGUCCGCAGCUGAUCCGACUGAUGCAAACUUACCUGAAGGCACACUCUGUGUUGGCUUUGUACGGUAUGACAGAAACAACAGCUAGUGUCUUCCAAUCAAUGCCAGGUGACAGCAUCGACACCGUUGCUGACACCGUCGGUUACAUUCAAGAUCACGUGGAAGUUAAGGUAAUUGAUGAAAAUGGCGAUCCAGUUCCGUUUGGCAGCCCGGGUGAACUGGCCACGCGAGGAUACAACAAUAUGAUCUGUUAUUGGGGCGAACCAGAAAAAACUAGAAGCAUCUUAUCCAAAGACGGAUGGUUAAAAACUGGGGACGAAUUCACAGUGGCCCCUGACGGCUACGGGCGUGUCGUCGGUAGAUUAAAGGACAUCAUAGUGAGAGGAGGUGAAAACAUCGCGCCAAAGGAAAUCGAGGAUCUACUGAACACGCACCCCGACAUUAUUGAGAGCCAGGUUGUUGGAGUCGCGGAUGAGAGGUUGGGGGAAGAGCUAUGUGCCGUAUUGAGGCUACGCGACGGUGCAUCUAUAUCCAUCAAUGAUGUGCGUAGUCAUUGCAAUGGGCACCUCGCCAAGUUCAAGAUACCAAGACUGUUGAAAAUCACCGACGAGUUCCCCAAGACCGCCUCAGGAAAAAUACAAAAGUAUAAACUAAGAGAACUUAUUGAAUCCGAUAAAUAUGAUGACGCUACGACUACUACGCAAUCGAACGAUAUUUUAUUUUUUAGAACACAGGAAAACACCUUGGUAGUGCCAUUGGAGUCACCUUUGGCUCUCAUAGAAGACAUGUCGUGUAUCAACAAAGACCGCGUAACUGUAUUUUUCGUGCAUGGCUACAAUCAAACAGUAACUAGUCCUGAAGCAAUAGCCAUUCUGUCGGCUUACAUCUAUAAGGGCGACGUGAACAUACUUCUCUUGGAUUGGGCAGAAGAAGCCCGCUACGGAUUAUUGGGUAAAGUAUUGGGUUACCCAAGAGCAAUAAAUAAUUCGGAAAAGAUCGGCGAACAGUUUUCCGCUGCAUUAUUAGCAUUAGCUGCUGCUGGCUUAAAUUUAAACAAAGUUCACUUAGUGGGACAUUCACUUGGCGGCCAAUUAAUUGGUAUUACCGGUAAUCAAGUUCGGACAAAAGGAGGACAUAUAGGGAGGGCCAGAGGAAAUUUUUACCUCGUCACCAGCGAGCAAAGUCCAUUCGGCAAAGGAGAUGAAGGCAUAAGAUCUAAUAAAAUUGCUAGAAGUAAACGUGAAGACACCACGUAG
Molecule: messenger RNA, 2319 nt
Organism: Parnassius apollo (apollo)
Lineage: Eukaryota; Metazoa; Arthropoda; Insecta; Lepidoptera; Papilionidae
Source: the annotation of a GenBank genome assembly